Aspergillus nidulans FGSC A4 is the source of this 4554-nucleotide messenger RNA. RefSeq names its product ABC drug exporter AtrF (gene atrF). Bases 1 to 4554 code for a protein of 1517 amino acids. Gene Ontology annotation, biological process: azole transmembrane transport; transmembrane transport. Gene Ontology annotation, molecular function: ABC-type azole transporter activity; ATP hydrolysis activity; ATP binding. The record is from RefSeq and is a predicted model, not a curated record. Gene Ontology annotation, cellular component: membrane; plasma membrane. The transcript has a single exon. NCBI's taxonomy places the organism in Eukaryota, Fungi, Ascomycota, Eurotiomycetes, Eurotiales, Aspergillaceae.
AUGGCCGACAAUGCUCAUCUCACCCAACUCCCUACGGUCACGGGCGAAGAACCGUCAGACAGCACGAUGGUGUCCGGCACUAGCAGCGACACUGAUGCCUCGUCUGAGGGCCAGUGGGGAGAGCAGGGCACAGAGCCCGUCUCUCGGCGCGGUGCCAUGGAGGACUAUGAAGAGAUGCGCAGGGAAUUGACCCGAUUGAGUUUGCAGCGAACCAAGUCGACAACCAAAGACGCUCAUCGAUUGCGGUCCCGCGCCAGCCAGCACCAGGAUCCCGAAAAGGCGCUCCAGGAGGAGGAUCUCGAGAAGGAGGGCGAAAGCGAGUAUGGUGGUUUUGACUUGACGGAUUUCCUCAUGGGCGGUCAUCUUGAACGGCGUACCACCGCAGGAGACCCGGCGAAGAAAGUGGGCGUUGUCUUCAAGAACCUUACGGUCAAGGGCGUUCAGACCGGCGCUUCUUUUGUUCGAACGCUUCCUGAUGCCGUCAUUGGAACCUUUGGACCGGAUCUAUACAACAUCAUCUGCCGCUUUGUGCCUCAGCUGCGGUUUGGGAAGAAGCCGCCUGUGCGUGACCUGAUCCAUGACUUUACCGGCACUGUCCGUGAAGGAGAGAUGAUGCUGGUGCUUGGUCGCCCAGGAGCCGGUUGUUCAACUUUCCUCAAGGCCAUUGCUAACGACCGCGGUGCUUUUGCUGCUGUUGAAGGUGAUGUCAGCUACGGUGGUCUCAGCGCUGCUGAGCAGGAUAGGCACUACCGUGGAGAGGUCAACUACAACCAGGAAGACGACCAGCACUUUCCAAACCUGACUGUCUGGCAGACGCUCAAGUUCUCUUUGAUUAACAAGACCAAGAAGAACGACAAGGAAAGCAUUCCGAUUAUCAUUGAUGCCCUGCUGAAAAUGUUCGGUAUCACCCACACGAAGAACACCCUUGUCGGGAACGAGUACGUCCGCGGUGUCUCUGGUGGAGAGAGGAAGCGUGUCAGUAUCGCUGAAACCCUAGCUACCAAGUCGUCCGUCGUCUGCUGGGACAACUCCACUCGCGGUCUCGAUGCUAGCACUGCCCUGGACUACGCCAAGUCUCUCCGUAUCAUGACCGACGUCAGCAAACGCACUACCUUGGUGACUUUGUACCAGGCUGGUGAGAGUAUUUACGAGCUGAUGGAUAAGGUGCUCGUCAUCGACUCUGGCCGCAUGCUAUUCCAAGGCCCUGCACACUACGCCCGACAAUACUUCGUCAACCUUGGCUUCUACUGCCCUGAGCAGUCGACAACGGCCGACUUCCUGACAUCGCUUUGCGACCCUAACGCCCGUCAGUUUCAGGAAGGCCGCGAGGCAUCGACACCGAAGACUCCCGAGGAACUUGAGGCUGCUUUCCGGCAGAGCGAGUACUACAAGCUUAUUCAGAACGAAGUUCAGGCCUACGAGGAUCAGCUCCACGACACGAACUGUGCCGAUACCCAACGCUUUCAGAAGACUGUCCAAUCGUCUAAGAGUAAGACUGUCUCGAAGAAGUCCCCUUAUACUGUCUCUAUCGCCCGCCAGGUGGCUGCUUGCGUGCGUCGCGAGUUCUGGCUUCUCUGGGGUGACAAGACUUCUCUCUACACCAAGUACUUUAUAAUCAUCUCGAACGCCUUCAUUGUCUCUUCCCUAUUCUAUGGCGAGGCGAUGAACACCAAUGGUGCCUUCCCUCGUGGUGGCGCUCUUUUCUUCUCGAUUCUCUUCCUUGGUUGGCUGCAGUUGACUGAACUGAUGCCUGCGGUUUCCGGACGUGCUAUUGUCGCGCGACACAAAGACUAUGCUUUCUAUCGACCGUCCGCCGUUGCAAUUGCCCGCGUGGUUGUCGACUUCCCGGCUAUCCUCUGCAUGUGUAUACCGUUUACCAUCGUCGUCUAUUUCCUUGCUGGUCUCGAUGCUACGGCUUCCAAGUUCUGGAUUUACUUCCUGUUCGUGUAUACCACAACCUUCUGCAUCACGUCUAUGUAUCGCAUGUUCGCCGCGCUGUCCCCGACUAUUGACGAUGCCGUCCGGUUUUCUGGUAUUGCUUUGAACGUUCUGGUCUUGUUCGUCGGUUAUGUCAUUCCGAAGCAAGGUCUCAUUGAUGGCUCGAUUUGGUUCGGAUGGCUGUUCUAUGUCAACCCGCUAUCGUACAGUUAUGAGUCUGUCUUGUCCAAUGAGUUCUCUGACCGAGUCAUGGCCUGCGAUCCUUCUAUGCUGGUCCCGCAAGGUCCUGGCGUUAGCCCCGAGUACCAGGGUUGCGCUCUCACCGGAUCCAAGCUCGGCUCAACCGACGUUGCAGGAAGCGAUUACUUGAGUACAACAUUCCAGUUCACGCGUCACCACCUCUGGCGCAACUUUGGUGUUGUCAUCGCUUUUACUGUUUUGUACCUGCUGGUCACUGUCAUCGCCACGGAGACUCUGUCUUUUGUCGGUGGCGGUGACGGUGCCCUGGUUUUCAAGCGUUCCAGUAAUGCUAAACAAAUCAAAGCUGCCACGGAAAAGCCCAACGACGAAGAAAACGGCCAGGGCGAUGCAGUGACGCAGUCUGGAGGCAACAAUGAAGCCGCUUUCAAUCGUAUUUCUUCUAGUGAGCGCGUCUUCACCUGGGACAACGUCGAAUUCACGGUUCCUUAUGGAAAUGGGACUCGAAAGCUGCUCAACGGUGUCAGUGGUUAUGCGAAGCCCGGACUAAUGAUUGCGUUGAUGGGCGCCUCGGGAGCUGGAAAAACGACUCUUCUUAACACCUUGGCUCAGCGCCAGACUACUGGCGUAAUUUCAGGCGAUAUGUUCGUGGACGGCCGCCCUCUCAGCACUGAUUUUCAGCGGGGCACUGGUUUUUGUGAACAGAUGGACUUGCACGACGCAACUGCUACGAUCCGCGAGGCUCUUGAAUUCUCGGCUCUGCUUCGUCAGGACCGCAACAUUCCCCGUGAGGAGAAGAUUGCGUACGUGAAACAGAUCAUCGACCUUUUGGAACUAGAAGAAAUUCAAGACGCCAUCAUCGGCUCACUCAAUGUCGAGCAGAAGAAGCGCGUCACCAUUGGUGUCGAAUUGGCGGCGAAGCCUAGCCUUUUGCUCUUCCUUGACGAACCUACCAGUGGUCUGGACAGCCAGGCUGCGUUCUCGAUUGUUCGCUUUUUGAAGAAACUGUCUCAAGCUGGGCAGGCCAUUGUCUGCACCAUCCACCAGCCCUCCUCCAUGCUGAUUCAGCAAUUUGACAUGAUUCUCGCCCUCAAUCCCGGUGGCAACACUUUCUACUUCGGCCCGGUAGGAAAAGAUGGCAAGGAUGUGAUCAAGUACUUCGCUGACCGCGGCGCUGUUUGUCCACCGGCAAAGAACGUGGCCGAGUUCAUCCUGGAGACCGCCGCGAAGCCCAUCAAGCGCGACGGUAAGACAGUCGACUGGAACGAAGAAUGGCGUACCUCUGAGCAAAGCCGCCAGGUCAAGGAGGAAAUUGAACGGAUCUACAAGGAACGCCGGGACGCUACAGCCAAUGAGGACCAGUCCGCGCAAUACGAAUUCGCUGCGCCGACUUGGCUCCAAUGCUAUCUUCUCACUCGUCGCGUCUUUACCCAGUACUGGCGUGACCCGUCCUACUACUACGGCAAGCUCUUCACCUCUGUUAUCAUCGGUAUCUUCAACGGCUUCACCUUCUGGAUGCUCGACAACUCCAUUGCGUCCAUGCAAAACCGCAUGUUCUCUCUCUUCCUGAUCAUCCUCCUCCCACCCAUCUUCCUCAACUCCACCCUCCCCAAGUUUUAUAUGAACCGCGCCCUCUGGGAAGCCCGUGAAUACCCCUCUCGAAUCUAUGGGUGGGUCGCCUUCUGCACCGCCAACGUGGUCGCUGAGAUACCCGCAGCCAUCAUCUCCGCCACGGUCUACUUCCUUUUGUGGUACUUCGCUGUGGGGUUCCCUGUCACCGCAUCCGCCUCGGGCUAUGUCUUCCUCAUGACCAUGCUCUUCUUCCUCUUCAUGGCAUCCUGGGGUCAAUGGAUUUGCGCCUUCGCCCCCUCCUUCACGGUUAUCUCCAAUGUGCUGCCGUUCUUCUUCGUUAUGACCGGUCUCUUCAACGGUGUCGUCCGCCCCUACGAUGACUACCCCGUCUUCUGGAAAUACUGGAUGUAUUAUGUCAACCCGGUAACCUGGUGGAUUCGCGGCGCUAUCUCCGCUAUCUUCCCCAGCGUCGAGAUCACCUGCGCCGCCACUGAAGCGACCCACUUCAACCCGCCCCCUGGCUCGACUUGCUCUGACUACGCCUCCAACUUCGUGAACAACAUUGCCGGCGCUGGAUACCUGGCUAACCCGGAUGCGACAAGUGACUGUCAGUACUGCCCGUACGAGAAUGGAACGCAGUACAUGAGCACUCUGAAUGUGCGGCCCGACGACAAGUGGCAUUCUUUUGGGAUCUUCCUAGCCUUUGUCAUCAUCAACUGGGUGCUUGUUUACUUCUUCAUCUACACCGUUCGGGUGAGGAAGUGGUCAUUCGGGAUGGGGUCUUUGUUUGGUGGUAUCGGGGCUGUGCUCAGUGGCAUCAAGAAUGUUUUCGCAAAGAAGAAUUGA